This is a messenger RNA of Amoebophrya sp. A25, 2679 nucleotides long. The record is from the annotation of a GenBank genome assembly. Lineage: Eukaryota; Dinophyceae; Syndiniales; Amoebophryaceae.
CAUCAAACUACACGUGGCAAUUUUCCGAUGCAGCGUUUUCGAGAGAUUCGAUGGCUAAAUCAGCAAAUACUAGAGAAGUCGUACUAGCCUUACAAAGAGACUCUAUCGUGAAAGUGAAAUCAUGCUGAUCGUGAUAUCUAGUUCUCAAAAGCGUGCAGAAAUGAGGGUGUAAUUUCGUCUGUUCUCGAAAUGAUAUCCUGUGCUAAAAACGAAGCUCUCUAUCCCUAUCGCUCCUGUAUUAACAAAUUUAUACAUCACACAAAUCUGCUUACCUCAGCUUGAGACCUUGUUCUACAUUAAUAUGUUUUGCGGCAUGAUGUCGGGUAAACGAUGCGGUGAUUGAGUACCCCCAUUUUCACGGUUGGAGUUAAAGUCGAGCUAGACUAUCAUGGUAGUUGUUGUACAACAUAUUUUUAUUUGUUACAGUAGCUACUUAGAGAAAAGUGUAUCUUUCACUUACUGCCCGGUAACAGUAAGGGAGCAAACAGAAAGAUGUUGCGCGGCGGGUUCGGAGCGAGUGGGCAACAGCAAAGCCAGGACUGCGCGUUUGAGGCGCUGCAGAUCCGUGGCACGCCGAUCCGCGUGUCCUAUUUCCUGGUGGUGAUGUUUCUGUACCAGGUGUUCGAGGCGGUGCAGCAGAGUCUGCAUGGGGGCGGCAACAUGCCCUUCUGGUUUCCCGUCGCCUACGCCGCAGGCUCGCAGAUCCUGCUUUUCGCCACCAUCCUGUGCCACGAGUUUGGACACGGCACCAUGGCUCAGAAGUUAGGCGGGGAAAUCGCCCAGAUUUUGCUGUGGCCCUUUGGGGGCAUCUGCUUUAGCACGCGGCCUUCCGGCGUUGAGGAUGCGCGCCACAAAUUGCGGAACGAGCUGAAGAUUGUGGUCGCCGGUCCCGCAACACACUUCUUACAAGCGCCCUUCUGGGUUCUAGUGCUGUUCGCGCAGCUGGCGGCACUCGGCGGCUUGGCCGCGGGCAGCCACAAAGGGCAAGCUCAACAUGCGGCCAAGGAAAGUUUGCUCACCGGAUCUUCGGGUGCUGCAAACACGAUCUGGCCUUUGCUUGUCCCAUUUCAGUUAGGGGGGCCCGCCGCUCUACCAAUGCCGCUCUUUGGGGGGAGCUGGAUAUUACUGCUCCUGUGGCAGUUGUGUGCGUGGGCGGUGACCUUGAACGUCUAUCUUUUCCUCUUCAACGUCUUUUUCCCGAUGUACCCGAUGGACAGCGCACAAAUUUUAGUGUGCUCCAUGCAAUUGUGCGGAGGCUCCGCCUUGCUCGCAGCCAAAGUUCUCAUCGGCGUUUCCGUGCCCGUGAGCUUCGUCCUGAUCUACUACGCGUGGAGCAACCGAGUGGCCGGCGGCGUAAUGGUUGGCAUCACCGCCUACUUAGCCAUCAUGUGUCUCGUGGAGGCGUGGAACAUCCGGCAACUGAUGCUGAAACGUCAACUCCACACGCAUCGGCUCUUCGAGCUGGCAAGGAGCAACACAAUGUGGGACAGCCGAAUGGGCGCACGCCGUAUCAACAACUCCAAUCUGGACGACGACCCCAAUGAUCCGGCAACAAGGCCACCAACACCAACAGGUGGACGCGGAAGCUCUCCAAACUCUUCACGAGGGCCUAGUGGAAAUGUCCUCCACAAUGUAGUAGCUGGCGGCGCUGGAAACACUGGGACAAAUUACGUGCUGUUUGAGGGUCGCGGGGAGCGUCUUGGCCAGGGUGGCGGCACUUCACCACCAAGCAGCCUGAUGGCAUCUUCAACCAGUACUACAGCGUCCUCUACUAGUGUGGGACCUGCGCGACCGGUAGUGCCUCCAUCAGCUUCGACGAGUGGAGGUGCGCGGACCACGCCGGCAAUCCCACCAUUCCCAGCAAGUGGCAACUCCACCUCUACAGACUUGCUUGGGAUACAACAACAAGGAAGUGCUGGCGCUAACAGAAUGAAUGCUCCACCGCCAAACGCGGUUCCUGCCGUGCCCCCAGCAGGAGCACCACGGCAAGCGUUUCUCCAACGUUUGGAAAGGGAUCAAAAUGUGAAGAGUAUGACAGUCCGGCAACUGGAGGAACAAAGACUUGCGGCAUCCGCAGGGAAUCCUCACCCGGGCAGAGCUGGGAAUCCACAUUUCCAAUCUCCAUCACGAAGAUACGACGCUAGAACUUACGUGCCCGUAAACACGCAGCCGUCAUCUACUGAGGGUGCCAUUGACAACGUAGAGGAUGCGUCGGCUUCUGCAGUCUAAUAAUACCACCGAUGAUUAUGUUCCAAUACCAGGAGAACCUUCUCACACAAACACUACUGAAACCUCCCCAUACAAACACUGCUGGGCCUGUUUUUCUUUCCAGAAAAGUUUUUUUUGAGAAUACAUAGAGAUAGAGUGCUUGCUGGUGGAAAAGAGCCUCGUUUGGACUUUAUUUUCUUGUUUUGAAUUCAAAUGCAUAUGCAAAGUGGAAAGAGUCCGUUUCAAUCAUAAAGACGGGACUUCCGCGAGUGCACAGUGAUUUAGACUUACCAGAACAUGUUUACCGGGAAAGCAAAUUCCUUUGCUGCACUUCGUGUAGUUGAUGUAUUCUCCAACUCAAUACGUGUUCUUUCUGACUGUAAUGGAUCCUCCGCGUCUAUGUGACAUGACUCGGAUGUGGUUCCAUGCCAAGUCUUGCGCAGCGAUUCAGUUAUUCUCAUUUCACAUAAG